Molecule: messenger RNA, 1113 nt
Organism: Penicillium verrucosum
Lineage: Eukaryota; Fungi; Ascomycota; Eurotiomycetes; Eurotiales; Aspergillaceae
Exons: 4
Coding region: 1-1113 (370 amino acids)
Biological process (GO): transmembrane transport
Molecular function (GO): transmembrane transporter activity
Source: RefSeq, a predicted model, not a curated record
AUGGGGGAGGUGUCGAAAGCCAAUUCGAGAGUGGUUAAUCCGACAACCUCAUCUACCGAUAUCCAGCACACCCCAGCAGAAAUUGACCAAGAGAAGCAUGACGAUGAGAAGGACUUGACCGCAGAGCCUUCUUACAUAACGGGCCUGCGAUUGUUUCUCAUCAUGGUCACCAUCUUUAUGAGCACUCUCCUGGCCGCCCUCGAGAUUGGGAUUAUUGCGACCGCUAUUCCUGGCAUCACCGAUGACUUCCACCAAUUGAAUGAUGUCAGAUGGUACGGGAGUGCCACUUUUCUCCUUGUUGGGGCAUCCUCUCCGAUGUGGAGCAAGAUGUAUAAAUAUCUCCGCAUCAAAUGGGUUUACCUAAGCUCCGUGGUCAUUGUCGCCGCCUCUGCUCAGAACAGACUUUCUGUAAUCAUCGGUCGAGCAAUCCAAGGAUUGGGGGCUGCGGGGACUCUGGGUGGAUCUGUUAUUCUUAUUAGUGUCGUGGCCGAGCCAAGAAGGCGUCCAGUAUUGAUCGGUAGCUGGAUGGGAGUCUUUAUGGUAUCGACCAUCCUGGGGCCUGUUCUCGGUGGUGUCUUUACGAGUGAGGUCUCCUGGCGGUGGUGUUUCUGGAUCAACCUGCCUCUUGGAGGUCCGAUUGUCAUUAUGUGUUUACUGUUCUUGCGGGUGCCCGGGCACAUCAAGCCUGUCCCAGCCACUUGGAAAGAGAUAAUUUUACAGCUUGACCUUCCUGGGUUUUCCUUGUUACUCGGUUCUCUCGUGUGCUUUACCUUGGCUCUGCAAUGGGGUGGCCAGACCAAAGCGUGGAGCUUCGGUGUUGUCAUCGCCACCUUGGUUCUUUGGAUUGCCUUCACGAUCAUGUUUUUCAUAGUUGAGGGACUCCAUGGCUCUCGAGCUAUGGUUCCAUUGAAGCUGCUGAAACCUCGCAUGACAUGGGAUAAUGCUUUGUGGUGCUAUAUCCUGUGCAGCGGCCAGGUCCCUUAUAUUCCACCUUGCCAAAGUGGCGGAGUGUAUCUUUUACAUACGAAUGCCAAUGCUAGAGUUUCUUCUGUGACUGGAAGCUCAAUGGUUGGAGCCGGCGUUGUCAUAUUGAUUUUCGGAAUUGGAAUCUGA